AACCACAAACCCAACGAAGAAGGAAAAAAAAAGGAGGAAAAGAAAAGAGGAGGAAAGCGAAGAGGUUGGAGAGAGACGCUCGUCUCCACGUCGCCGCCAUGGCCGCCCGCGCCGCCGCCGCCGCGUUCCUGCUGCUGCUCAUCGUCGGCGCGGCCACCGCGGCGCCGGACAUGUCGAUCAUCUCCUACAACGCGGAGCACGGGGCGCGGGGGCUGGAGGAGGGGCCCACGGAGGCCGAGGCGCGCGCCGCGUACGACCUCUGGCUCGCCGAGAACGGCGGCGGCUCGCCCAACGCGCUCGGCGGCGAGCACGAGCGCCGGUUCCUCGUGUUCUGGGACAACCUCAAGUUCGUCGACGCCCACAACGCCCGCGCCGACGAGCGCGGCGGGUUCCGCCUCGGGAUGAACCGCUUCGCCGAUCUCACCAACGAGGAGUUCCGCGCGACCUUCCUCGGCGCCAAGGUCGCCGAGAGGAGCCGCGCCGCCGGGGAGAGGUACCGCCACGACGGGGUGGAGGAGCUGCCGGAGUCCGUCGACUGGAGGGAGAAGGGCGCCGUCGCCCCCGUCAAGAACCAGGGCCAAUGCGGAAGCUGCUGGGCCUUCUCCGCAGUAAGCACAGUAGAAAGCAUCAACCAACUUGUUACUGGUGAGAUGAUCACAUUGUCGGAACAAGAACUUGUAGAAUGCUCAACCAAUGGACAGAACAGUGGCUGCAACGGUGGGCUCAUGGAUGAUGCCUUUGACUUCAUCAUUAAGAAUGGAGGCAUUGAUACUGAAGAUGACUAUCCUUACAAAGCUGUAGAUGGCAAGUGUGACAUCAACAGGGAAAAUGCUAAGGUUGUGAGCAUCGAUGGCUUUGAGGAUGUACCUCAAAAUGAUGAGAAAUCACUUCAGAAGGCGGUUGCUCACCAACCAGUCAGUGUUGCUAUUGAGGCUGGUGGCCGCGAGUUCCAGCUCUAUCAUUCGGGCGUCUUCAGCGGUAGGUGUGGCACAAGCCUUGACCAUGGUGUGGUUGCCGUCGGUUAUGGCACUGACAAUGGCAAAGACUACUGGAUUGUCCGCAACUCUUGGGGCCCGAAGUGGGGUGAGUCUGGAUACGUUCGCAUGGAGCGCAAUAUCAAUGUGACCACGGGGAAGUGUGGCAUUGCCAUGAUGGCAUCAUACCCUACCAAGAGCGGAGCAAACCCACCCAAGCCAUCUCCGACUCCUCCAACUCCUCCAACACCACCUCCCCCAUCCGCCCCUGACCAUGUCUGCGAUGAUAACUUCUCUUGCCCAGCGGGCAGCACCUGCUGCUGCGCAUUCGGCUUCAGGAAUCUCUGCUUGGUUUGGGGCUGUUGCCCAGUUGAAGGUGCAACCUGCUGCAAGGAUCAUGCCAGCUGCUGCCCGCCUGACUACCCUGUCUGCAACACCCGGGCUGGAACCUGCUCAGCGAGCAAGAACAGCCCAUUGAGCGUGAAGGCUUUGAAGCGCACGCUCGCUAAGCUGAACACCGCAUGAGCUCAUCGAUAACAUGUAAUCGGCGAGGAGAGGGGAUGAGGCAGCGUGGAGCCUUUCUGAAAUUUCUGCUUCCGUGCCUCCAUAUAUCGUUGUCGCAUUUUGAGGGGACAGCUUAUUUACUCUACUGCCUGCCUUUUAUCUUACAGUGAUCUGUGUACAUAGCUCGAUCCAAUUUGUACUCUUAUUUAUCUUCUCCAAUUUGUACUCUAUAUAAUUUAUCAUCUCAAGAAUACAUUAACGAAGAUCCUGUUUUACCGUUCCAAAUUC
This is a messenger RNA of Oryza sativa Japonica Group (Japanese rice), 1766 nucleotides long. The record is from RefSeq and is a predicted model, not a curated record. Lineage: Eukaryota; Viridiplantae; Streptophyta; Magnoliopsida; Poales; Poaceae.